Molecule: messenger RNA, 6829 nt
Organism: Dryobates pubescens (Downy woodpecker)
Lineage: Eukaryota; Metazoa; Chordata; Aves; Piciformes; Picidae
Gene: N4BP2
Product: NEDD4 binding protein 2
Exons: 18
Coding region: 440-5773 (1777 amino acids)
Molecular function (GO): ubiquitin binding
Source: RefSeq, a predicted model, not a curated record
GUAAGUAAUGCAUUCUGAUUUUGAUGGACCAGGUUUUCUUUGCCCAGUUCCUCACAUGAUGAAAUGAAUCUUCUCUUGACCAGUAUGGAUACGUAGACCUCUUCAAGAUGGUUAAGAGCUACGGUGAAGAACCAAGUGGAAUGACAUGGGGGGAGCAUCUGCUACUGCUGACAUCUGAUUUGUGUGGUUGAAAAUAUGGUUUCCUGACAGAGGAGUGCAUGAUAUUUUUUAACAGCAGAUCUUUAUUAAAUGUGCCAUCAGUGGUGGUUUUGGAAAGAUGAGGAGGGACCCUCUGCAGGGCAACUCAGUGAAGCUGAAAAUGUCUGCAAUUUGUGUUUUGUGUAUCCCAUUUCCGAGAGGGCUUUUGUGACUCCUGAGCUUGGUGCUGUCAGCCUCAUGGUAACAAACUAAAACAAAAAGCUGAUUUUUAGGAAACAAAAUGCCACGAAAAAGGAAAACUGGUGGGAGUCCUUCUCGGAGGAAUGACAAUCCUGAUGGAACUGCUGUUGCUGCAUCCCAAGGGGACCCACACCACUCAGUGUUACAAGCAGCCUACAGUGUCAAUAAGGAGGAGCUCUUCAACAGCAUGUCAGAGAUGUUUUCUGACCUAGAUCCCAGUGUGGUGUACAUGGUUCUGUCUGAAUGUGAUUUUAAAGUAGAAAAUUCUAUGGAUUAUCUGCUAGAGUUGUCCACCCAUGCCAAAGGAGCUGCGUCUUCCAAAACCUUGAGUUUGGAUUCAGUAGUGCCAUCGAUAGCUUUUGUUAAUCAUCAAAGAUCUGUUGCAAAUGAAAGAAUGGGGGAAAGUGCUGCAAAACAAAGUAAUUCUGACGAAGGAAGAGAAGAAGUCCUGUCACCUGAUGAGCAGCUGACUGAGGAGCUGGAUUCCUUAAUAGAAAAUGCCUUUCAGAGAUGCAGCUUGAGUGAUGAAUUGCUUAAUUCUGGAAAUGACCAAAUAGUACAUGAGCACUCUGUGGAAUACCAUGGCUUUAAUGAAUUUCCUGAGUGGGAAAAAGGUGAUUCAGGUUGCAGUGUCCUAUGUUUCCCUCAGCAAACACAGACAAAUAAUGAGGUUUUGGAAAACAACUGUUCUCAACUGCCAUUGAAUCAGCUGAGCAUCCAGAAAAGCUCACUAUCUGCAUCAGGUUCCUCUGCACAGGUACUGGAAGAUACUGAUGUCUCAGAAACACAUGGUCAGCAUGAUGUAGCUUCAGAAGUCUAUGAACAACAAUUGAAUGGAGAAAUAGCAUGUGGAAAUUGUGAUCAGACACAAGAUACUGUUUUGGAUCAAAAAAAUGUGAUUGCUGUUCCUGGUGAUUCCUCCCAAAGACCUCUGGAACAUGGAGUAGCUGUCACUGGAAAUCCUAAUUCAAGGUGCCUGCAACAGCAUCAAGAAGUAGUCACUGACUUUAACAGCCACCAGAGCACUUCUCUUCCAGAGGCAUGUGUCUCUCUUGAAACAUCCAGUUUCAUAACACCAAAACCUGCAGACUUUCAACAAACUCCACAGAGUUAUAACUUAAAUAUUUCCAUGCCAUCGUGUCAACCUCAACAACACUGGAAUCUCAUGGCUCCCGUGUUUUAUCCUUCUAGUGAAAGUCCCACCUUUGUAACCCCUGUGGCUUUUGGUCCAGGGCAGUGGAGGAGACCCGUUUCAGGCUGUAGGACUUUGGAAAAAGGACUUUAUUUUUCCUCUCCAGUGGUUUCAAAUGCCUGGGAUAGCAAUCCUUCUCAGAAGGUAUGGGGAAAUCAAGAUAGAAACUCAAAAUUGAACCUCUCGCAAGCACAGCAGCCACCUGUUUGUCACAUGACGAGAAAAAAGAUGCACCUUAUAGGUCAAGUACUUGUUCUUCUCAGAGGUGUUCCAGGAUCAGGAAAAUCAUAUUUGGCAAGGACUUUGCUUGAGGAUAACCCAGAUGGAAUCAUCCUGAGUACUGAUGAUUAUUUUUGUAAAAAUGGGCAAUACCAUUACGAUCCAGAUUGCUUAGGAGAAGCGCAUGACUGGAACAGGAAACGAGCCAAAGAAGCGUUUGAAAUGAGAAUCUCUCCUAUAAUAAUAGACAACACAAACAUACAAGCAUGGGAGAUGAAGCCUUAUGUUACUUUGGCUCAGCAGUUCAAAUACAAAGUCAUGUUCCGAGAACCAGACACUUGGUGGAAGUUUAAACCAAAAGAACUUGAAAGGCGAAACAUUCAUGGUGUAUCUAAAGAAAAGAUCAAACGAAUGUUAGAGCGGUACGAACGCUGCCUUUCUGUCAGCUCAAUAUUGAAUUCUACAGUUCCAGACAAAUCAGAAGCUGCUGGGUGCAGCGAAGAUCCUGGUCAGGAGGAAAGCCAUAGAAAGAGAGAGACGCAUUCUGAUGUAAAAGAAGAAAAUCCUUCUGCUUCUGAUGUGGAGCCUCUUGAAUUAGCUGGUGAUCAAACUUCUCCCAGUACUUCUCCAACAUUAAAAAGCAACUGUGAUCCUGAACGUUUUCAGAAAGAGGAAAAAGAACUGGAAAAUAACUCUAUGGAACACCGUUCUGAGAACAGCACUGCUCAAGAUGGCUUGGAUGCUUACAGCGUAGAAAAAGAGCUGCCUUUGGAGGAGAAAGAAGAAAGGGGAGAAAACCCAGAAAAAAAUACUGAAAAAAAAAUGGAUGAGGCUGAUGGGACUACUACUGAAGAGGCUGUGUCUGUGCAUACAGGAGGGAUUGAGGAACACAGUGAUAGCAACAUUCUCAAUGCUCAAACCGAAAUUGAAUUGUCUGGUGAACUAUGUAUGGAGCCAAGCAGUUCAGCUUCAGGCACACCAGGAAAACCAGAACUACUGAACUUCCUGGGUGAUUGGCCUGUAGAGCAAACAAUGGGACAGAGAGUCAAAAGAGCUAGAAGGAUAGAAAAAUCUCUGAACAGUGAUAAAGAAGGUAAAACUCCCACUCAGCAGCAUCUUGAGUUAGGUGAAGAGCAAGUAGGCCUGACUGAGACCUGUAUUGUUGGAAAAGGACAUGAGGAAGAAAAUCUACCCUCUAGCUGUUCCUCUGCAAAUUCAAAUAAAGCUGUAUCAGAACUGCAAAUGAUAGAACAUUGGCCUGUGUCAGGAUCAUUAGAACAGAGACAGCAAAGGUCAAGGAGGAUAAGAAAGACAAGUGCAAGUCAGUCUGAUGAAGGUAAAAAUGCUGAAGGUGACACUGAUAGAAAUACUCUUGAGACUGUAGAUGUGCUUCAUGGGACACCUGAGAUCACUGCAGAGCCAGCAAAUACAGAAGGUUUGCAUAUCAUAACACAUAUGCACCAACCUGAAACAGUAGCCAGUGAAACAGUAGGAGAGAAGAAACCCCAGCAAAAUAAGAGAAUGAGGAAGCAUCACAAGUUAGCCCUCACUUUUGCAAACAAUUUGCCCCAUCCCAAAGAAGGGGAACACUUGUCUGUGCUUAACUCAGCAGAAGAGAAACAGGAGGUGAGUUCAGGUAGACAAAAAAGUAGCUACUCACAGACUGAAUCACAGGACUUUGCUCUCCUGUGGAGACUGGAAAAGAAAAUGCUUUUUCCUGAGACUACCAAAGUAUUGCAUGGCAGACUAGAUGGCUUCAAACCCAAAGACGUAGAUAGUGCCUCAGAUUCUCAAGAAAAAAUACCCUAUCGAGUUACAUAUGAUAAAAGCACAUUUGUGGAAGAAAAUGAGCUUAUCAAUAUUGAUGAGUCUGAAAAGCUCAGUAUGCUCUGUAAGCUCUUCGAGUCUGUUUCAUUUGAAGCACUGAAAGAUCUGUAUGAAAGAUGUAACAAAGACAUAGACUGGGCCACAGGUCUGCUGUUAGACUCUGAUGAGAAGUUAUGCAAAGAUGUUGAUACUGAAUGCUUUCAAGUAAGAGAAUCUGAGCCAGUUGGUGCAAACCUUGAUUUCAAGACAAGUACAAACUAUGGUGAGAAUCUCAAAGACCAUGAGCAAGCACUGCAAGUAAUUGGGGCUGGUGAUGUCUCUGAGCCUUCAGAAGACAAGGACUCAUCAAUCAGCCUUGCAGAAAGUAGGGCUACCAAGGCAACUGUGAUGGAUCCUAAUUUGUCUGAAUUGUUGGCUGCUGCCUCCUUGAAUGAAUCGGCAGAACUGCUGACUUCUGGAGAUACAGGUCCUAGAGCUGAUGCAGCUGGUAUCACUGAGCCAUCUGUUCCAGGGAACCAAAGGACAGAGCCUGAGAGCCCUGUUGAAGAAGCUGUAAGUCAGCCAUCAGUCUCAGAACUUGAUGCUGGUUUCUGUAUACCCAGGACUGUCCCUCAUGGUCCUAACAGGACUUCUGCUGAUUUGAAAUAUGAAUUAAAUAAUGAAAGUGAUCAUAACCCUCCAGAAAGCAAUGCAGGACAUCCCACGGUGACUGCUUCCUUGCUAGGAAUGGAUCAUACAUCUUUGGUUGGUCCUGGGAGUGAUAAAGAACUGGAAAUGCCUAAAGACACACAGGGGAAUUCUGGGGAGAUGUGUGGUAAAGAAGUUGGAGCUCAAAGCUGGGAUGAAGCUAAAGCCAAAAUACAAACCCCUAAACGAGCAUCACAUGCAGCCUUCAGUAUAGAUUGCCUUGAAUUAACUUUGCCUCCUGAACUGGCACUGCAGCUGAAAGAAAUAUUUGGGCCUGUUGGCAUUGAUGCAGGAUCACUAACUAUUGAGGAUUGUGUGGUUCACAUUGAUCUGAAUUUGGCAAAAAUGAUUCAUGAAAAAUGGAAGGAAUCCAUUCUGAAACGCCGGAGGAGAGAUGAGUCGUGUAAGUCGUCUGCAGAAGGUCCUACUGUGAUUCAGCAAAUAGAUACAGAUGACUCAGAAAUGCUGUUAUCUCAGAAUGCAGACAGUAAGAUACAGAAGCAAAAAGUGAGCUGGGUUGCAGGCUCAUCUAAUGACAUGCAGACUGAAAAACCAGCAACAUCACAUGUUUUUCCUUUUAUGGAUCACUGGAAUGCUCAGAUUCAGAAAGUUUCUCUCAGACAAAUAAUUUCUGAAGAAAUAGCUAUGCAGGAGAAACAGGACCUGAAUCGUGUGCCUUCUCUGGCUAGGAAAGACUGUGCUGCUAAACUAAAGGAGAAGCAGCUUUUUGAGAUGUUUCCAACUAUUAAUCACAGUUUCUUAAUGGAUAUCUUCAAGGACAACAACUAUUCCUUAGAACAAACUGAACAAUUUCUGAACUGUGUUCUGGAGGCAGAUCCUGUAAAAACAGUUAUCGCUCAAGAAAGUGUUCAGCAAAAUGAAAUUGGUUCUGCUUACAGCGCUGCAAGGAACCGGGAGAAGAAGGCAAAAAAAAGUAAGGAAGAGGAUGAUCCUUUGAGUGAAGUAUUCCAAGAUUUUGAGCAUCCACAGUAUGAAGAUUUAAGAGCAGAAGCUUUUUGUCACCAGCGAAAGAGACAGGAAUGUUUGAAAAAGGCUGGGGAAGCCUAUCGCAUGGGUAUGAAGCCUGUGGCAGCAUUUUAUGCACAUCAGGGUCGCCUUCACGAGCAGAAGAUGAAAGAAGCCAACCAUGCUGCUGCUGUGCAAAUCUUUGAGAAAGUAAAUACUGCCUUGCUGCCUAUGAAUGUGUUGGAUCUGCAUGGUCUCCAUGUGGAUGAAGCUGUGAAUCAGUUGUCCAGAGUGCUGCAGGAAAAAACUGAAGAGUACCAGCAGGCUGGCGGUAAACCAUAUCUCUGUGUCAUCACGGGAAGAGGAAGCCAUAGUCAGGGAGGAGUUGCUCGCAUCAGACCAGCAGCUAUCAGAUACCUCACAAGCCACAACUUCAGGUUCACAGAAAUAAAGCCAGGCUGCCUGAAAGUCAUGUUGAAUUGAAGGUUGUGGAGAAGAGAGGAGGAAUAUGGAAACUGAUGUGUUGGAUUACAGCUAAAAGCUUUCUGAACAACUGCAAUAGUAUUUUGUAAUCUGCUUUAAAGGACAGUCUUUUAUUAGAAGUGGUCUCAAUUUAGAGCAAGUGGUUUUGUCAGUAUAUUUCCAAGAAAUUUUUUAUGUGAAGUGGAUCUUUUUUUGAGCCUGCUAAAAGACAACACUGACAGGAUUUCAAGCCUCAGAAAUGCAGAUGAAGAAUUCUGCUGGGCAGUGUGUGAUGUUCUAAAGGGAAGUUAAGGUACAAUGUUAAAAACCAACUGUCUGCUCAGUGCACCAAGUCAGUCUUUUGACCCUCACACAUUCUGAUUGCUGUGGUUUCUGUGCUUUUGAAAGAUAGUACCAUGUGAGAGGUUAUUUUGUGAUUCAGAACUCUCUGCUAAACCCUUCAGAAGAGCAUAGAAGAGGUGAGAACUCGGCAACUAUUGGUAUUUCAAAUACAUUUACAGCUGAGUGCUAAAUAUUUCAAGGUUUCUUCAAAAUUUGAUGUAGCCUUUUUAGGGCUUAGUUCGUGAUGGGUUGACCAGUUCUGAUGUCCUUACUCCAUGCUAAACUUCCCCUGAUACUGAUGGAAGUUGCAUGUAGAGGACUCUGCAUUAAGACCAGCUAUGGUUUUGGUAAUUCUGCAGACUCACUAUGAUCUCUUAAAGGGAAAAAUACAAUGCUAUAGUUCAAUCUAUACUUACACAUAGAUACUACUGUAAUUUUUGCAGGAAAUGCCUUUAUUUUUUCAACAUCUACUGUGUUAAAAGUAUUUCUUCUUUUAUGGCUUUUUAAAUGGAACAAAUUGAGCAGUGUUUCACUUUACAGGUGUCUAAUAGUGAUGUGUCUUCAUUCUGUGUGCAUUAGAUUUGGUGAUUUCCUUAUAGAAAAUACAAUUGUGAGACAUUUUAAAUACAUUUUUAACAUCACAGUGAAUGUUAAUACUACAGCAGUAACUGUCUAACUGGAAAAUCUGGAAUACAAAAGUGGUGUUGCAUCAGCAUGUAAAAAUGCCUGUGUGGA